AACAUUUUAUCGCGUUUGUCUAUGAAAACAUCUCCACCGUUGAUCUUCUUUCAUCCGAAACCCUAAUUUACAUGUGCUUUUGUAUUUCAUUCUAAAACCCUCAUCCAGACCCUAAUUUCAGUCUGUCGCCCGUGAGAUUGAAGGAGAAGAGAAAGGCUACUUGUCUCCAAGGGUUUGUUGAGAUCUGUUCAUCAAGAUGUCGCAUAGCGAGCUUGCCUGCAUCUAUGCAGCUUUGAUUUUGCACGAUGAUCAAAUUCCUAUCACCGCGGAGAAGAUUAGCACAUUGGUGAAGGCAGCAAAUGUGCAGAUUGAGUCUUACUGGCCUGCUUUGAUUGCUAAGUUGUUGGAGAAGAGAAGCGUUGACGACCUCAUUCUCAGCGUUGGAUCAGGUGGUGGUGGUGGUGGUGUGGCACCUGUUGCGGCAGCUCCCAGUGGUGGUGGUGGUGGUGCAGCUCCUGCUGCCCCUCCUCCAGAAGAGAAAAAGGAGGAGCCCAAGGAGGAGAGUGAUGAUGAUAUGGGAUUCAGCUUAUUUGACUAGACCUUAUUUUGAGAGUAUUUCAUUUAGAAUCAUCACAGCUUCGUGAGUAGUGAGUUGAAUUAGGGCAUCCAUAUUGCUUCUAAACCGAGCAUAGGCAUUUGAAUUUUUAUGAUUUAGUUGAGUAGAACUUGAAGAAAGAUUCUUGUGAUUUAUCUGAAAAGGCAGGCCUGUAAUAAGUUCUAAUUUUUUUUGUUGACUAUAAGUAAAAAGAAUGCAUGGUACAUUUAGGUGGUGAUAGGCACAAAAUAGAAUUGUGAUUUGUUAACUUUGGUGAACGCUGAUUGCAGCGUUUUUGCUGUACGAGAUGAUAAGAGUAUAGAAGAGAAAUGUUGCCUUCUUA
Cryptomeria japonica (Japanese cedar) is the source of this 878-nucleotide messenger RNA. RefSeq names its product large ribosomal subunit protein P1. The coding region runs from base 197 to 538 and encodes 113 amino acids. The transcript is spliced from 5 exons. NCBI's taxonomy places the organism in Eukaryota, Viridiplantae, Streptophyta, Pinopsida, Cupressales, Cupressaceae. The record is from RefSeq and is a predicted model, not a curated record. Gene Ontology annotation, biological process: translational elongation; cytoplasmic translation. Gene Ontology annotation, molecular function: structural constituent of ribosome; protein kinase activator activity; ribonucleoprotein complex binding. Gene Ontology annotation, cellular component: cytosolic large ribosomal subunit; ribosome.